UCCGGCUGGUCUCAUGUCAGCUGCGCUGGAACUAUCUAAAGCUAUAGUACUCGCUAAUAUCAGGCAUCAGGUUAUUCCAUGGCUGGCACGCGUGGCGCUGGUGUUGCAUGGCUGACAUUUUUGCCCUACCUGUCUUAGCGCCAGGCUAUCAACAGGCUUCCGAUCUAUGCAUUCAUGUCAUUGCUUGGAGUUAUGCUUCUUAUUUCCGUCAUCGGAGGUAACCGCUAUCACCAGAUCCCAACCCCAGCCCUUCGGUUGAUGAAUGGCAAAGUCGCUGUAAUACGAAAGCAUGUCAUUGAUGGGGAUGGAGUGUAAGAUGAGGUAUAAAAAGGAUGCUGCCCCAGGACAAACAUCUUGUUCUGCCAUCCCUCGAGUUCUUCUUCCAUAUUGAUAGCAUCACAAUGGCAUUUGACGUUGCCACUAUUAAAAGCCGCGCCACCCAAGGCGCCUUCUUCAAGCGCCAGCUCUUCGGUGAACCGCCUGUCGUUUCACCAACAGACGUUGACCUCUCGGGCAAAACCGCCAUAGUCACAGGGUCCAACACCGGGCUUGGCUUCGAGUGCAGCAAGCAACUCCUGGACCUGGGGCUGAGCAGACUCAUCAUCGCCGUGCGUAGUGAGGCUAAAGGCGAAGAAGCCAAGAAAGAGCUUCUUGCAGGGAGACGCAGUGGGAAAGCCAUCAUCGAGGUCUGGAAGCUGGAUCUCUCGCGCUAUGAUUCUGUGCUGGCGUUUGUAGAACGCACCAAGUCUCUCGACCGCCUGGAUAUUGUUGUGAACAACGCGGGGGUUUCGAAGAGAAUAUUCGAGAUCAUUAAAAGUACAGGCCACGAGGAGACGGUCCAGGUUAAUCACCUCUCCAAUGCUCUUCUCACCAUCCUGUUGAUCCCAGUCCUCAAAGAGAAGAACUCGCCUGAACACCCCGGCCAUCUGACUGUGGUGUCAUCGGAUACGCCUGCCUGGGCCAAGUUCAAGGAAAAAAAUUUCACGCCUCUCAUGUCAGCAUUUGAUAAACGCGAAAACUUCGACGACCAGGAUCGUUAUCCUACAUCCAAGCUGCUCGGGCAACUGUUUCUGAGAGAACUCGCAAAGCGCGUGCCACCGUCAGUGGUUGUCAUCAACGCACCCAAUCCAGGCCUAUGCAAGUCUGGUCUUGUCCGAGAGUUCAGGGGCACUCUCGUGGGAUACAUCUUUAGUAUCAUGGAAUUGAUCCUCGCUCGGAAGCCUUCUGUUGGAGCCCGCGCACUCACGGAUGCUGCGGUGAAACAUGGUGCAGAGUCCCAUGGACAGUAUAUUGAAGACGGAAAACUGGCGCCGUAGGUCUGCCUCAGAUGGUCCCAAGAAGUCACUAACUGUUCUUAGAAUGGCUCCUUUUGUGUAUACGCCUGAGGGCGAGAAGAUUGCUCGGACUCUAUGGCAGGAGACGAUGAAUGAACUUGCAUUUGCGCGAGUUGCGGAUAUCCUCCGAGAGUUGAGCACGUAGCUGGGUGAUGCCAGCUGCGAUCACAGUUACUUAACUCGAACUGCAUUUUGUUUUAAUGUCGUUG
Aspergillus sclerotioniger CBS 115572 is the source of this 1543-nucleotide messenger RNA. Its product is annotated as retinol dehydrogenase 12. Lineage: Eukaryota; Fungi; Ascomycota; Eurotiomycetes; Eurotiales; Aspergillaceae. Bases 402 to 1316 code for a protein of 304 amino acids. The record is from RefSeq and is a predicted model, not a curated record. The transcript has a single exon.